CACAGCCACCGCCACCAUUGGUCGCCCCCUAGUUAUGCAUCUAGCUACCUACCCAGCUGCCUAGCUAGCUAGCUACCUCGCUAGAUUGUGACGGAAAAAUCUUAAAAAAAAUUCGCUUAGCCCGCAUUCGCCAUUCCAUCCGAAAAGGAACUUUGUUGCAAUUUUUGACAAUAUUCAUUGCUCAUGCUCUGAUCCCAAAAUAAGUAGGUGAAGCACAUCAUCAUUAUAUCAGAUGUACGACGUACAAGCAUAGGCCUCGCAUCCAUCGGCUUCCCGCGACCUUUACAAGAUCGUCGGUCUACCUCGUAGGCGGCCUGCCUACUGAGCAUCGUCCGGUGCGUCGUUCCAUUCUGCGUGUCCCGCCCACUGUCGCUUCAGCAGAGCAAUCCUUCGAUCGAUAUCGCUAAUCGCGAUAGAAAAUAAUUUAAAUUUUUUAUUUUAUUUUUCUGACAAACAAUUUUUGGCUGUUUGCAGUGUGGACAGGAAUUCGCUGUGAAGAUCAGAACAAGACCAAAAAUUACAAGAGUCACGUAUUUUGGACAACAAAAAUGGAACCUAAAUUAUUAGAGUUCUGCAAUAAAUGUCUAUUGCCUGAAUUGAUUGACCCGAGAAAAAGUCGGUCAAUGCCAAUUAGUAAUGUGCAAUUAUAAAAUCAUAUAAUGACUUCAAAAGUUUGCUUGUAUUCAUUUAUGAUAACAAUUAGAUUCAAAAAACUAAAUCAUAAAAUUGAACCUAAAUAAAUAAAAGUAUCAAAAUGAUUCGUGCUAACUGAUCAGCGCUCACGCACACAAAGAAACCAUUGUACUAUUGUAGUGUGUCGCAGCGAGUACUCCUGUCGAUAGAUCGUGUAGAUUUUGACUUGCGCUAAAUCGAAGGCGCGUUUUUAAUCGCUGGGCGGCUUUGCACAGAUCAGUCCGCACCGCUAUAGGCACCACUCCCCACUCGCAGCAGAGGUUCAGUGAAGAUGCCCGGAAAUAUGAAACAAUAUCGCGUGCCGUCGGUGGUGACGGUGCUCUGGAUCUUGUUCGUUGCACUGCCGAGCGGCGCUCAGCAAAUCAACCCGUUCACAUCUUUCAUAAACUUCUUGAAAGAAGGCAAAAAGCAGCACGACGAUGAACCACCGGAUCAAGCGCGUUUGCUCACCGAAUAUGAUUUCAUCGUCGUAGGAGCAGGGACAGCCGGGUGUGUCAUAGCGAACCGUUUAACAGAAAUGCCAGAUUGGAAAGUGUUAUUAAUUGAAGCUGGUGUCAAUGAGAAAUAUGUUAUGGACAUCCCACUUGUUGCCAACUACAUCCAAUUUACUAAAGCCAAUUGGAAGUAUAAGACACAACCUUCGAACAGAUACUGUGCUGGUUUUGAUAAAAAGCAAUGCCAUUGGCCACGCGGAAAAGUUGUUGGAGGAUCCAGCGUGUUGAACUACAUGAUAUACACCAGAGGCUCUCAACCCGAUUACGAUAACUGGAGGGACAUGGGCAAUGAAGGUUGGGGUUGGGAUGAAGUCUUACCUUAUUUCAAGAAGAUCGAAAAUUUUCAAAUUCCUUCAAUAAAUAAUUCUAAAUAUCAUGGAUAUGAGGGCUACCUCAAUGUCGAACAUGCUCCGUUUCGAACGCCAGUAAGCGAAGCAUGGGUUAGAGGCGCACAACAACUCGGUUUCAAGUAUGGAGACUAUAACGGCGAGGACCCAGCAAGUGUAUCAUUUUUACAACUCUCAAUGAAAAAUGGAACACGACACAGCUCUAGUCGGGCUUACUUACACCCAAUAAAUGGCAGAAAAAAUCUUCAUGUUUCCAAAGCUAGUAUGGUCACGAAGCUGAUUUUUGACGAGACCAAAAUCAAAGUAUUAGGUGUGGAACUGGAGAAGCAUGGCAUAAAAUACAAAAUAUUAGCAAGUAAAGAAGUCAUUCUAUCUGCGGGUGCAUUAAAUACCCCUCAAAUACUGAUGCUAUCCGGUAUAGGGCCGAAGCAACAUUUAGAUUCAUUGAAAAUCGAGGUUGUUAAAGAUCUGCCAGUCGGGCACAACCUGAUGGAUCAUAUGGCAGCAGGAGGCCUACAAUUCAUUGUGCGGCCACAAAACAUAAGUUUGAGCACUCGAUAUGUUUUGAACCACCUAGAUAUUGUCUUCAAAUGGAUGAAAACCCACAAUGGACCAUUGUCAGUUCCUGGUGGGUGCGAAGCACUUGUAUUUACAGAUUUAAAAGACAAAUUCAAUCCAAAAGCCUGGCCUGAUAUGGAAUUGCUCUUUAUUGGCUCUAGUUUAAAUGCAGAUCCUUUGCUUCAAUACAACUUCAAUUUCGACAAAAAAAUUUACAGUGACACAUUCGGACCUAUGGGAAACGCCGAUGCUUUUAUGGUAUUCCCAAUGCUGAUGCGGCCAAAGUCUAAAGGAAGGGUAAUGUUACAAAGUAAAAAUCCAAAAGCACCACCAAUACUAAUACCAAACUACUUUGAAUAUGAGGAAGACUUGAAGAAGAUUGUGGAAGGAAUGAAACUGGCGAUACAGAUUUCAAGACAGCCUGCUAUGAGAGCGAUAGGAGCGAAAUUGUAUGACGUACCGAUUAAGGACUGUUUGAAGUACGGGCCAUUUGGGAGUGACGAGUAUUUCGCUUGCCAUGCUCAGAUGUUUACUUUUACGAUAUACCAUCAGAGCGGAACGUGCAAGAUGGGUGUCGCCGACGAUCCCUCGUCUGUAGUCGAUUCAAGAUUACGAGUACAUGGUAUCGAAAGUUUGCGAGUGAUAGAUGCUAGUGUAAUGCCUGAAAUAGUUGCAAGUCAUACAAAUGCUCCAGUGUAUAUGAUAGCGGAGAAAGGAUCGGAUAUCAUAAAAGAGGAUUGGAACUGAUUUUAUACCAUAAAGAACAGUAUCGCUUUGCUUCAUACCUUCAGUAAUUCAGAUUUACUUAUGUGGCCAAAUAGGAUGGUGCUGUUAAUGUGAAUCAAUAAUUUUAUGUUAGUAUAAUGUUUUUGGGCAUGAGAGAACGGUCCACCAAGUGUAAUGAAAUAGCAUUUAUUAAAACUUAUUUAUUACCCAGGAAACAUUUAUGAUUAAUAAUAAAGGCUUAUCUGUGGUUUCUAUUUAAUAUAGUUAUUUUAUAAAUAUUUUAGUUUCAGUAGUGGGAGUGGCAGAGUUCGAAUAUGAUAAAAGCCCAAACGAAUGAUUGUGUAACGAAUUAUAAUUAUUUUAUUUGCUAAAUUAUAAAAAAUGUCUACUUAUUAUAUUAUUAAACAUAAAAAAUAUUGGCAAUUUAAAAUUGUAUUUCUAAAUAAAUGUUGUAUCACACAGACUGACUUUGCAGCAGUAGUGAUGGGUUUCUUUCCCACCGAGAUAUAGUAUAUUAUACUUGAAAACAAUUGUAGCUGUGAUUGUCAUUAUUGUUGACUAAUUAUUAAUAUAGGUAGUAUUGUUAGAAUAGUACCUAAGUCAUGGACGUUUAAAUGUAUUUCUAGAUAAAUAUAUGUACUUACAUAUGUAUCAUAGUAUGUAUUCUAGUAUCCCAUAACACAAGUAUUGCUGUGCUUACUUUGGGACUAGGCUAACGGGUAUGUGUUACAAAUGUGUUUUAUUAUUUAAUAUAGUAUUUGGUGAAUUUAGUAUGUAAACAUAACAUAAUUUAAAAACAAUAAAUAUAAUUGUGUGGUUAAA
Messenger RNA from Chilo suppressalis (striped riceborer), 3640 nucleotides. The record is from the annotation of a GenBank genome assembly. NCBI's taxonomy places the organism in Eukaryota, Metazoa, Arthropoda, Insecta, Lepidoptera, Crambidae.